This is a messenger RNA of Danio aesculapii, 1511 nucleotides long. RefSeq lists its product as uncharacterized. Gene Ontology annotation, biological process: T cell costimulation; positive regulation of T cell proliferation; immune response. The coding region runs from base 80 to 787 and encodes 235 amino acids. NCBI's taxonomy places the organism in Eukaryota, Metazoa, Chordata, Actinopteri, Cypriniformes, Danionidae. The record is from RefSeq and is a predicted model, not a curated record. Gene Ontology annotation, cellular component: external side of plasma membrane. The transcript has 5 exons.
UACAUCUCAAGUCCUUAUCUCAUUUCUUCUCGAGUAUAAUUGAGAAAAGAUAAGUAUACGCACAAAUGAAAAGUCUCGAAUGAAGCAAUACACAUAUGCUAAUUUGCCUACAAACAAUCAAAGAGAAAUUAAUAAUUGUUUAGGACUUUUGCUCUUCCCAUUUCAGCCAUCUGAUCAAGAAUCUUCAAGAUCUAAACGCCUCUCUCAUCUCACAAGCAGGAAAAAAGUGGAUCCAGAAUACAAUCCUUUCUCAGAGGAGUCGAAGAAAUGUAGCUUCAUUCUCAUAUUCACAUCUUGCAGUUGCUUUAUCUUUGUCCUGGCGGUGCUGAUUAAAAAAGCAUCUCUUCAGACCUCAGUCAAUGAAGUUAUUGGUGGUUCUGUGGUCCUGCAGUUUUCUUCCACUAAACACUUUCUUCAACUUCAAGACAGUAACAUCCACUGGAGACAUAAUGAUUGUGAGAUUGUGUGGGACAUUAUUAAAGGUGUAGAUUCGGUACAAGAUCAGAACCAGCGCUACAAGAACAGAGUUGAGUCCUUCCCUGAUCAAUACAACUCAGGAAACGGCUCGAUCAAAAUCAACAAGCUUCAGUACAGUGAUGCAGGAAUAUACACCUGCUUCAUCACAUGCACCAAUUAUUCGAUUAUAGAGACUGUCCAGUUGACUGUCAAUGAAUCAAGAUCCAAUCCACCAGAAAACCAAGUAAAAGACACAGGAGAAGAGAGUGCAGGGAAAGCAUCGCUUAACUUUGUGUUAGCUGUACUACUGUUAAUUUUAGUGCUUGUUUAAUCAUAAUUUGCUAUAGAUAAAGAAUCUUAUCUGCUUCAUUCUCUUCAGUGACUGUCUGAUGAAAAGCCGUGUGCCUCGAAACGUUGCACACUUUAUGUCAGCCUUUUGCAGAAGAUUACUUAUUCAUUUUGGCCUAAUGCAAAAGAUUACUUAGUUUUUUAUAUAUAUAUUUGCGGUGCUUUUUCUGUGUGUAUGUCUUGCAGUAAUGUCCUUUCGCAAAUUAAGUCUGUACUACAGCAAAUCUGUGUCUGUAUUUAAUUUUUUUACAUAAACUACAUUUUAUAAAGCUAUUCUGAUAUGGUCAUCAAUUAUUUUGUAUUGAAUUUCUGCAGCAAAAGAAACAAAAUGCAUGCAUUUACUAAAUCCAACAAAACAAAAAUGUAGAGAGGCUUCAAAUAUAAGGGCAGGCCUGACACAUAAAAUAAUGCAGUUUCUGUUAUUUUAGCUGAUGAUAGUGUUUUUUGUCAAUGUGUUAUGGUUGACUAAAUGUUCCUGUUGGAAGAGAACAUGUGUUGAUGUUUUGAAUAAUUAUUUGAUUUUAAAUCAUGUUUAAAGUGUUUUGUUAGACAUAGUGUAUUGUGUUAGUUUAUUAUUGUAUUCUGAAAAUUAGUGUUGGGGUUUAGUUUAUAAUGUGUGAUUGUUACAAGGAUGCCAAUUGUGUGUUUUAGGUGUGUUGGUGCGUUAAGUGUUUGGGAAACUUGUUAAAUGUAUUGAAAAAACUGUC